AUGUCCUCUGGACAGUUGACCUUCAGGGAUGUGGCCAUAGAAUUCUCUCAGGAGGAGUGGGAGUGCCUGGACCCUGCUCAGCGGGAAUUGUACAAGGGUGUGAUGUUGGAGAACUACAGGAACCUGGUCUCCCUGGAUAAAUUAUAACCAAAGGAGAACAGUAAUACAGGAGAAGUAUUCCAAACAGUGAUGUUGGAAAGGCAUGAAGGCCUUGAAAUCAAAGAUUUUUACUUCAGGGAAAUCAGGAAAAAAAUGCAUGACUUUGAGUGGCAGUGGAGAGAUAAUGAAAUAAAUUACAAAGAAAUGUCUGUAACCCAUAAACACAGUCUCACUGAUAGAAGAGAUCAGCAUGGUAAAAGUGAUGCAGGAAAUAGGCUUGGAUUAAGUUUUGGGGAUAAACUACACAUGUUUCAAACUGAAGGGAAAACUUAUGCAUGUAAUCAAGUUGAGAAGUCCAUCAACAGUGGUUCCUCAGUUUCACCACUUCAGAGAAUUCCUCCUACGGUCCAAACCAACAUUGCUAGUAAAUGUGGGGGUGACUUUAUUCACCCUUUGACACUGAUGCAAGAGCAGAAAGCACAUAGGGAAAAACCUUACAAAUGUCAUGAUUGUGGCAAAACCUUUAAUCAGGGCUCACACCUCACUAGACAUCAGAUAAUGCAUACAGGAGAGAAACCAUAUAAAUGUAAUGUAUGUGAGAAAGUCUUUAGUCAAAAUUCAAACCUUGCAAGUCAUCAGAGAAUCCAUACCGGAGAAAAACCUUACAAAUGUAACGAAUGUGGCAAAGCCUUUAGUCAAAAUUCACACCUUGCAAAUCGCCGGAGAAUACAUCCUGGAGAGAAACCUUACCAAUGUAAUGAAUGUGGCAAGGCUUUUUGCCAAAGUUCGAAGCUUGUAAAACAUCACAGAGUACAUAGUGGAGAGAAACCACACAAAUGUAACGUGUGUGGUAAAGCUUUUAUCGAAAGUUCAAGCCUUGACCAUCAGAAAAGUCAUACUGGAGAGAAACCAUACACAUGUAAUGUGUGCGGCAAAGCUUUUAUUGUGCGUCCAAGCCUAAUAAGCCAUCAGAUAAUCCAUACUGGAGAGAAACCUUACAAAUGUAUUGAAUGUGGCAAGGCCUUCAGACAAUGGUCUGACAUCAGGAUUCACCAAAGAAUUCAUGCUGGAGAGAAACCUUUCAAAUGCCACGAGUGUGGCAAAGCCUUUACUCAGGGCUCACACCUCACCAAACGUCAGAUAAUCUGUACAGGAGAGAAACCAUAUAAAUGUGAUAUAUGUGGGAAGGUCUUCAAUCAAAAUUCACACCUAGCAAGUCAUCGGAGAAUCCAUACUGGGGAGAAACCGUACAAAUGUAGUGAAUGUGGUAGAGCCUUUGUGUGCGGUCAAGCCUAAUUUACCAUCAGGUAAUCCAUACUGGAGAGAAACCUUACCGAUGUAAUGAAUGCGGCAAGGCCUUUGCC
Molecule: messenger RNA, 1463 nt
Organism: Mirounga angustirostris (Northern elephant seal)
Lineage: Eukaryota; Metazoa; Chordata; Mammalia; Carnivora; Phocidae
Product: zinc finger protein 347-like
Biological process (GO): regulation of transcription by RNA polymerase II
Molecular function (GO): DNA-binding transcription factor activity; RNA polymerase II cis-regulatory region sequence-specific DNA binding
Source: RefSeq, a predicted model, not a curated record